Eremomyces bilateralis CBS 781.70 is the source of this 1410-nucleotide messenger RNA. RefSeq lists its product as uncharacterized. Gene Ontology annotation, biological process: unsaturated fatty acid biosynthetic process. The transcript has 4 exons. The coding region runs from base 1 to 1410 and encodes 469 amino acids. NCBI's taxonomy places the organism in Eukaryota, Fungi, Ascomycota, Dothideomycetes, Eremomycetales, Eremomycetaceae. Gene Ontology annotation, cellular component: endoplasmic reticulum membrane. The record is from RefSeq and is a predicted model, not a curated record. Gene Ontology annotation, molecular function: iron ion binding; stearoyl-CoA 9-desaturase activity.
AUGGUCGACGGGUCUCUCGAUCCCGCCGUUCUUCCCCAGCCUUCCACCAUGGACGCUCCGACCGAUACCACCCAGAAGUCCACUGGCAAACCCAAACCUCACAUCGCCGACACCGUCAUGACGCGCCGGAACUGGUACCAGCACAUCAACUGGCUAAACAUCACAUUCAUCAUGGCCGUCCCUCUGCUCGGCUUCAUCAAGGCGUACUCCACCCCGUUGUACACCAAAACCGCCGUCUUCGCCGUCAUCUACUACUUCAUCACCGGUCUCGGCAUCACUGCAGGAUACCACCGAUUAUGGGCGCACACAUCCUACUCCGCCAGCGUCCCAUUGCGGAUCUUUUUAGCUUUGGCAGGAGCCGGCGCCGUCGAAGGCUCCAUUCGCUGGUGGUCGCGAGAUCACCGAGCGCACCACCGAUACACCGACACCAUUAAGGAUCCCUACAGCGUUCGCAAAGGGCUGCUUUACUCGCAUCUCGGCUGGAUGAUCAUGAAGCAGAACCCGAAACGCAUCGGCCGCGUCGACAUCGCCGAUCUCAACGAGGACCGCAUCGUCGCUUUCCAGCACCGCCACUUCCUGAAGGCCGUCAUCAUCAUGGGCCUCGCCUUCCCUACCCUGGUGUGCGGAUUGGCCUGGAACGACUGGAUGGGCGGCUUCAUCUACGCCGGACUCAUCCGCAUCUUCAUCGUCCAGCAAGCCACCUUCUGCGUCAACUCGCUCGCCCACUGGCUCGGCGACCAGCCCUUCGACGACCGCAACUCCCCCCGCGACCACGUCAUCACCGCUGUCGUCACCCUCGGCGAAGGCUACCACAACUUCCACCACGAGUUCCCCUCCGACUACCGCAAUGCCAUCCAGUGGUGGCAGUACGACCCCACCAAGUGGUUCAUCUGGACCAUGAAGAAGCUCGGUCUGGCCUCCGACCUCAAGACCUUCUCCGCCAACGCCAUCGAGAUGGGCCGCGUCCAGCAGCUCCAGAAGAAGCUCGACCAGCGCCGCGUGAAGCUCGACUGGGGUGUCCCCAUCGACAAGUUGCCCGUUAUGGAGUGGGACGACUACAUCACCCAGUCCGAGAACGGUCGCGCCCUCAUCUCCAUCGCCGGUGUCGUCCACGACAUCUCCGACUUUGCUGCCCACCACCCCGGCGGCAAGGCCAUGAUCCGCAGCGGCAUCGCCAAAGAUGCCACCGCCGCCUUCAACGGCGGCGUCUACCGCCACAGCAACGCCGCCCACAACCUGCUCGCCACCAUGCGGAUCGGCGUCAUCCGUGGUGGCAUGGAGGUCGAGAUCUGGAAGCGCGAGCACCAGCAAGGCGCCUACAUCAAGGACGAGGGCGGCAACCGGAUCAUCCGUCCCGGCGCGCAGGUCACGAAGAUGGCGGAGCCCAUGGCCACGGCCAGUGCGGCUUAA